Messenger RNA from Colletotrichum acutatum, 594 nucleotides. RefSeq lists its product as uncharacterized. The record is from RefSeq and is a predicted model, not a curated record. Bases 205 to 525 code for a protein of 106 amino acids. The transcript has a single exon. Lineage: Eukaryota; Fungi; Ascomycota; Sordariomycetes; Glomerellales; Glomerellaceae.
UUUCUCUCUCCCGGUGUCCACCCCUGGCCCGGGCUGUCCCUUGGAAAUUCUGGAAGUAAACCUGAAGAAGGGGGUUCCGCGCAAGGCCAAUCUUGUCUGCGGUGUGUGCAGUGGGGUUGUUUUUGAGGGGGUCCCUUUUCGAAGUCAAGGUUGGGUGAGGGUUGUUGAAGAGCCUGUAAUUCCGGUACGAGGCACGAAUCCACGAUGCGGUGUGUGUCAAAUAUCGCUACCGUUUCUGAUGUCUUUUUUUUUCUCUUUCGGUUUUCGUAUGCUCUUUUCGUGUGUGGCCCGGAGGUGGGAGAUUUCCGACGGUCAGAGUUGCUCCUCUCGGUGAGGAUAGGAGGGCCAGAGAAUGAGGUUGUCGUGUGCCUGUCUCUGUCGCUGCCUCUCUUUCUUUCUUUCUUGGUUCGUGUGUGUUGUGUGCGUGUCUUUGCGCCUUGUUUCGUUCCAGAUGAUUUCAAACGGAUAGACUCGAUGUCAAACGUCGUUGCGAUUGAAACAUGCGUUCGUGAUCAACAGGAGUAAUGCCGGAUAUGAGACAUGUGCCGUCAGGUGCUCAAGCCUAAAAGAAGAGAAGACGCGUUCAGGUUAGAA